UGUCUCACAGCCGUCAGUGUGUUCAGAGUUCAGCAGAGCAGGAAGAACAGGCAGCAUGAGCUUCAGCGUGGAGGAGAGAGGCAGAGAAAACACGGCCAGCUACAGACUUUACUUCAGAAACGCUGAGGAGAAAUACAUAUCUCCAUUCCAUGACAUUCCCAUCUACGCAGACGAGGCCGAGAACAUCUUCAAUGCUGUCAUCGAGGUUCCUAGAUGGACAAAUGCAAAGAUGGAGAUCGCGACUAAAGAUCCUCUCAAUCCCCUGAAGCAGGACCUGAAGAAAGGGAACCUGCGUUUCGUCAGCAAUGUCUUUCCUCAUAAGGGCUACAUCUGGAACUACGGAGCCAUUCCUCAGACGUGGGAGGAUCCGGGCCACAGGGAUGAAGACACGGGAUGCUGCGGUGAUAACGAUCCCAUCGACAUCUGUGACAUCGGGAAUCAGGUCUGCUCUCGAGGAGAAGUCAUCCGUGUGAAGGUGUUGGGGACUCUGGCUCUGAUCGACGAAGGAGAAACCGACUGGAAAGUGAUGGUCAUAAACGUGGAGGACCCCGAGGCUGAAGACUUCAACGAUAUCGAGGACGUCCGCAGACUGAAGCCUGGGCUCCUGGAGGCCACACUCGACUGGUUCCGGAUGUACAAAGUCCCAGACGGGAAGCCAGAAAACCAGUUUGCCUUCAGUGGUGAAUUUAAGAACAGGGAUUUCGCCAUUAAAACGAUUAAGGACACUCAUAGUUUCUGGAAAGCUCUGAUCUCCAAGAAAACAGACGCUGGAGAACUCAACUGUGUGAACACCUGCGUGUCUGACAGUCCCUUCUGUCGCUCCGCCGGUGAAGCCAGAGCCGUCCUGGAUUCAGCUCCUCCGUACAGUGCUGCGGAGCCGACUCCGAGCUCAGCUGAUAAAUGGUUCUUUUACAAACAGACAUAGAGAACGAUCAUCAGCGCUGAUGGGAAGAAUAAACGUCCGGAAAACAGUUUUAUUACACGCAUCCAUCAUCAAGAACAGCAGACUCACGGAUGUCAUGAUUCUGUCAUAUACUGUAGUUACUGAUAAACACUGUGUAGUUUGAUUCAUAAAGGCCUAAACAAAGUUUGGACGAUAGGUAGGCGAUGCAAAAUACUGUAUGAACAUAUAAAGCCUUUCAAGAAUAAAGCAAUGUGACUUUAUAAAUACACAUCUGUGGUUGUCAAGAGCUGUUUUACUGGAAUACAGUGCAUAUUUAUAUUAUGCAUAAUUGCUAUGUCUAUUUCUGCAACUGUUUGUUAAAGGAACAUCUAAUUGUAGCACAUUUAAUUAAUUUGGCUGGCUUUAAUCACUAUAAUUGCUCGGAAACACUUGAUUGUGGUUCUACAGGUAAGAGCUAAUAAUGUCAUGAUGCCCCGUCGCCAUGGAGACCAGCAUCACUGCAGCAUCAGCUGUUUCUCUGCGUUUGAUUGACAAGCAGAUGUGAACUGAUGUUUACGGGGAAAUAAUUACACACAGACCUAUGAGGAUCAUGAGAAUGAUGCAUGUGAGUAAUCUUCCGCUAACUGGAGAAAUUUCCUGAACCUGUACACAAAAAAG
Molecule: messenger RNA, 1561 nt
Organism: Carassius auratus (goldfish)
Lineage: Eukaryota; Metazoa; Chordata; Actinopteri; Cypriniformes; Cyprinidae
Gene: ppa1a
Product: inorganic pyrophosphatase 1a
Exons: 11
Coding region: 56-925 (289 amino acids)
Biological process (GO): phosphate-containing compound metabolic process
Cellular component (GO): cytoplasm
Molecular function (GO): magnesium ion binding; inorganic diphosphate phosphatase activity
Source: RefSeq, a predicted model, not a curated record